This is a messenger RNA of Scylla paramamosain (green mud crab), 3038 nucleotides long. Its product is annotated as mucin-2-like. The coding region runs from base 140 to 2077 and encodes 645 amino acids. Lineage: Eukaryota; Metazoa; Arthropoda; Malacostraca; Decapoda; Portunidae. Gene Ontology annotation, molecular function: protein binding. The record is from RefSeq and is a predicted model, not a curated record. The transcript has 5 exons.
GCAUGUCAGGAAGAGAGAGGAGGAAGAGGAGUACAGACGGGAGAAGAGAGGGACGAAGGAGAGGGCUUGAAGGUCGGUAUAUAAGGAGGGAACAACUCCGGGCCGCCUCACUUCACACAGGACGUUCUUCGCAGCAGCCAUGAGGCUCCCGCUGUUACUGUUAGUGGCCUUGAGCUGGAGUGCAUUGGUGGUUGCACAAGAUGCUGGGCCUGAUUAUGAUUAUUAUGAAUAUGGUGUGGAGGAAGCUGCCCCAGUCGCUGAUGAAGCACCCGCUGCUGAUUUGGAGGCUGCACCUCUGAGUGAGGAUGAGCCAGUCGAAGCUGCUCCAGUGACUGAAGCAACAACAGAGAAAACCACAACUACUGAGGCUACCCCAAAGGGACGGCGAAGACUAAUCUCCGUCAAGAGUCCCAAAGAACGCAGGCGUCGCCCAAAUGUUUCUCAACUUAGAGCUGGAGCUGCAACUACUGCUUCUUCCACCACUGAGAGCCCCGAUGAUGAUGCUGAGACAUCUGGCCGAGGAACUGGUCGCCGUGGCCGCCGCCCAUCCAGGCGUGGACAAAGCCAAACUGAGGCCACUACUGAUGAAGCUCCCGUCCGUGGCCGAGGACGUGGCUCGUCACGGACUCGUCCAGGAAGUUCAGCAGCGAGUGCCCCAUCAUCACCACAAACACAAAGUUCAUCCCGCCGUUUUACUGGCCGCCGCACCAGUGGCGGUGCUACAACAGAGGCACCAGCUUCUACAACUGCCUCACACAGGUUCAGCCCCAGGCGUCGCAGACCCCAGCCUGCCCAAGAGGAGGAGACUCCAGCACCAGCUACUCCCUCAAGGCCAAGAAAUCAGAGGCCCAACCGAAGAAAGUUAACAGGACGGCCACUGAGAGGCUUUAAAUUUGGAUCUAGGAGGACUUCAACUACCAGUGCUCCUGCAAAGACUAGUUCUACUACUACUGCUACUACUACUACCACCACCACUACUACCCCUACUACAACUAUGACUCCUCCCCCAAACACUACUACUAGUACUACCACUACAACCCCUGCUCCUCCUUCUCCACUUCCUUCUACAUCAACUACUACUACUGCUAUUACUACUACUACUACUCCUCCUCCACCUCCUUCUACUACUACUACUACUACUACUACUACUACUACUCCUCCUCCUCCUUCUACCACCACUACUACUACUACUACUACUACUACUACUACUACCCCUCAUACAACAACUACUCCCACUACCACUUCUACUGUUCCUACCACUACAUCUCAUCCUCCAAGAACUACUCCAGCUCCAGCCGAGACAACUCCAACAACCCCCAAAACCACUGAGGCACCCAGGACGACACCAGAACCCAUAGAACACACUCCAGCGAGCACGACAGCCACACCCCCCCGGCCCUCCCCAGUGCCCAGAAUUGUUGAGACAGGAACCAAAGCAUCCCGGUCACAGCAACGCAGAACCACGUCCAUCCCCCGCAUCUUCAGGCCACUUGUAGUGCGGCUCACCACAACCACCACACCUGAGCCAACCACCACAACGCCCGCCACAACCACCCAUUCAUCCAAAAGAGGCUCCUCCAGAUACCGACCACCACCAGAGCCAUCUCACCCCAUCAUAGAAAAAGAUGUGGCCUUACAAUUCAAAUUUACUGCACCACUCUCAGACUCAGUCAAGUCUGGCUCCAGGAGCACUUCUCUGCCAGAAACUGACAAUGAGGUGAAUGGAAGAUUUGUGCCUGACACUCCUCGCAUGAAGCCAACUAGAAAACCAGCCACUGAGGCCCCAGUGCUCACCACCACCCAAAGCAGCAAGUUCCCCCAGCCUAACUAUGGGAAGUCUGACAUCCGCUAUGCUGGGGGCGAGGUGGUCAUAACUGAAAUAGGAACUGUGGAGGACACUCCACAAUAUGAAGUUCAGCGCAUCCUGGGAGGCCUUGGCAGCCGCAGGAGAGGUCUAGCAAGACCUCAAAAGCCACCACAAAAACAAACAACAACCAAAAAUCCUCCUAUAGUAAAGACUGCGCCUGAGGAACCCGUAUAUGAUGAAUAUUAUGAUGAUUACUACUACGACUACUAGCAAACGUUGUCUAGACAAGUGUAUAGCAUCAAUGGAUAUUCCAAUUUUGUACCUCAAAGAUACUUUCAUUUAUACUGGAACACUGGUAAGUUGUGGUUAAAAUUAUGUUAUUUUUUGUCAAUUGUGAGAUAUGAUUUGAAAUUAUAUGUCACCUGCAAGUGCUGGAAUCUAUUUGGUGUAUGAAUUAAUAAUGAAAAUCAACACACAUUUAAGUCUUAUUCAAUAGCUGUAAUGAAAGCAUACAUUGUUAAUACAACUGAAAGUAUAAAAUAUAGUUUCACAUUAAUUUCAUUUUAAGAAAUUUGAUGUUCUAACCACAUCUUCCUUUUCUUCUGGUAUAACUUCCAGUGAUAUUUAUAGUAACAGAAAUGUUGUGAAAAUCCUUGCCAAAAGCUGGGCAUUUAAACCAAAGUCCACUGUUUUAUGUGGUCUGUGCUCGAUUAUGGCAAUGCAGAGUUCAUAUUUCUGUGUGUGAUCCUGACAACUCCUGCAAUAGCACUACUCAGGCAUGGGACUCACAGUGUGCUACAGAUAACUAUGUAUAAGUCAUUCCAUUGCCUUCAGAGAGUGGGACAUCAGGGUUUGUCAAGGUGAAGUCUAGGAUGUAUCAGCAUGGAGGCAUAUAUUCAUAAAAUAUUCCCUUGGUGUAAUACUGACACUAUUCAGAUGCUGAUAAAAAUGAGACUAUCAUAUAUUUUAGUAUUUGGUAUGAUGCUUCCCUGCACUGGAUAGCCAUGAAGGAUUCCCAGUGAUGUCUUUCAAGAAAUGUACUCCUUGCUUACACAACCUAACUGUAACUAUGUUCCUUUCAGGAUAAUUUAUGUAUGUAUAUAGGUUAAUGUAAUUUAAAUAUUAACUAUCUGUCAAGUGUUAUGUAAGACUAGCUCUUUUACAUAAACUGUCCUGUCUGUAAUAACGUGUGAUACUCAAUGGCAUUGUCCUAAUUAAAGCUAUAACACUA